Pistacia vera is the source of this 1732-nucleotide messenger RNA. Its product is annotated as endoglucanase 20-like. Gene Ontology annotation, molecular function: hydrolase activity, hydrolyzing O-glycosyl compounds. Lineage: Eukaryota; Viridiplantae; Streptophyta; Magnoliopsida; Sapindales; Anacardiaceae. The transcript has 8 exons. The coding region runs from base 2 to 1546 and encodes 514 amino acids. Gene Ontology annotation, biological process: carbohydrate metabolic process. The record is from RefSeq and is a predicted model, not a curated record.
UAUGGGAGGUGGUGAAUGUUUUAGGCUGGCCUUAUUUUUUCUCUUGGCUAGUUACAAUGUUCUAGCCAUAGAAAAUAAAGGGUUGUGCUCAUCAGCUUUUGAUUAUAAAGAUGCACUUGAAAAAGCAAUUCUGUUUUUUGAAGGGCAACGCUCAGGGAAGUUGCCGGCAAGCCAGAGAGUGGAGUGGAGGGGAAACUCUGCACUCUCUGAUGGCGAGCCUGAUAAUGUUAAUUUGAGAGGAGGCUAUUAUGAUGCUGGAGAUAAUGUCAAAUUCGGAUGGCCCAUGGCAUUUACUGUCAGCUUGUUGAGUUGGACAGCCGUUGAGUACUCAAAAGAGAUCUCCUCAAUCAAGCAGCUUGACGACCUACGUAGAGCAAUUCGAUGGGGCACAAACUUCAUACUGCGAGCUCAUACUUCGCCCACCACGCUGUAUACUCAGGUGGGAGAUGGAAAUGCGGAUCACCAGUGUUGGGAGAGGCCAGAAGACAUGGACACUGCUAGAACACUUUACAAGAUAACUUCUGAUUCACCAGGCUCUGAGGCAGCAGCUGAGGCUGCUGCUGCUCUUUCUGCUGCUUCAAUUGUUUUCAAAACCGUUGAUUCCAACUACUCUUCCAGUCUUUUAAGUCAUUCAAAAUCGCUGUUUGACUUUGCGGACAAAUAUAGGGGAUCUUACAAGGAUUCUUGCCCUUUCUACUGCUCUUACUCAGGAUAUCAGGAUGAAUUAUUAUGGGCUGCGGCGUGGCUAUACAAGGCAACUGGUGAUGAGACGUACUUGACCUAUGUCUUGAGCAACCAAGGAUGGAGUCAAGCAGUUUCUGAGUUUAGUUGGGACAAUAAAUUUGCUGGAGCUCAGAUGUUACUAGCUAAGGAAUUUUACAGUGGAAUGAAUGAUUUGUCUAAGUUUAAGACGGACAUGGAAUCAUUUGUAUGUGCAUUGAUGCCAGGAAGUAGCUCUCUGCAGAUUAAAACAACUCCAGGUGGGCUUUUGUAUAUUAGAGAUAGCAGUAAUUUACAAUAUGUUACAAGCUCUUCCAUGCUGCUAUUUUUCUACUCCAAAACCUUGAAUGCAACUCCUAUUGGAGGAAUCCAAUGUGGUUCUGUGCAUUUAUCUGCCUCUGAAAUCGGUGCCUUCGCAAAAUCACAGGUAGACUACAUUCUUGGAAACAACCCCAUGAAGAUGUCAUAUAUGGCAGGCUUCGGCAGCAAAUUCCCAUUGCAGGUUCACCACAGAGGUGCAUCCAUUCCCUCGAUCCGAGUUCUCCCAGGAAAAGUAAAUUGUAACGACGGCUACUCACGCUAUUACAAUUCUGGAAAACCAAAUCCAAAUAUUCAUGUAGGUGCAAUUGUUGGUGGCCCAGAUUCAAAUGAUCACUUUAAUGAUGCGAGAUCAGACUACUCCCACGCUGAACCUACCACUUACAUGAAUGCUGCUUUUGUUGGUUCUGUGGCCGCUUUGCUUACUCAAACUCAAACUCAAACCGAACAAGAAUGUUUGCAAUUCUUGCGGGUUAACACUCCCGUCAGUCCCGUGCAUACGGUUUAACCACAUAUUUAUAGUUAGUACUAACAAAAAUCGAGAUCAUAGAAUCUCUAGUGUUGUAAUAUGUAAAGUUAUGGGAAGUCCUAAUGUUGAAGAAAUAAAGAUACAUAUAUAUGUAAAAUAAAUUAAAUAAUUAUAAGACAAAUAUGCAGGGAUGUUGUAUAAGUUUAUAGGGAAUAAUUUAUAUAA